Oreochromis aureus is the source of this 549-nucleotide messenger RNA. Its product is annotated as olfactory receptor 10H1-like. Gene Ontology annotation, molecular function: olfactory receptor activity. The record is from RefSeq and is a predicted model, not a curated record. Lineage: Eukaryota; Metazoa; Chordata; Actinopteri; Cichliformes; Cichlidae. Gene Ontology annotation, cellular component: membrane. The transcript has 2 exons. Gene Ontology annotation, biological process: G protein-coupled receptor signaling pathway. Bases 1 to 549 code for a protein of 182 amino acids.
AUGGACAACCAGAGUUUAAAUGCAGAUAUCCUGAUCCUGGAGGGCUUAAAGGUCACCCCAAGGUCCUCUAUUGCUGCCUUUAUCUUCCUCCUCCUCAUGUACAUUUUCAUCAUGGUGGCUAACAUUGGCUUGGUGGUGCUGAUCUUUAUGGAAAGGAGCCUGCACCAGCCAAUGUACUUGCUGUUCUGCAACAUGAGUGUAAAUGAAGUGUUUGGGGCCACCAUAGUGGUUCCUCAUAUACUCAGAGAUCUGUUCGUGUCUGACUCGGAGCGCUACAUUCAUUACAUCGUAUGUGUCGUUCAGGCCUUCUGUGUUAAUCUCUAUGGAGGGGUGUGCCACACUAUACUCAUGACCAUGACCUUCGAUCGAUACAUGGCCAUCUGCAACCCGCUGCGCUACACCAUCAUAAUGACCAACUGGAUGGUGGUAAAGCUGUCAGUGGCAGCAUGGGCGGUGGUGUUCGUCAUGGUCAUCUGGCUGGACCCCAACGCCGUGGACCAGGCCCGGCCUGGAUACGAAUUUACGCCCAGGGCUUUCACCUCUACCUAG